Molecule: messenger RNA, 486 nt
Organism: Didymodactylos carnosus
Lineage: Eukaryota; Metazoa; Rotifera; Eurotatoria; Philodinida; Philodinidae
Source: the annotation of a GenBank genome assembly
AUGCAUCUCUUCGCUUUUAUUUUAUUGUCCGUGACACUCGAUCAAGCUAUGCAACUAGUGAAUGCUGUAAUACAGAUUUUCGGUGAUCCAUAUAACACAGACUCACAAGCACUGCUACAACAUUUUUUGAAUAUUGGUCUCGACGAUUCUACUACGAAAAUAAUUUACGAAGAUGAGGAUGACGGUCAACAGCAACAACAAGAGCAAGAUCCAUUAGAAGUUGAUGAAACUAAAAUAUCUAGUGAAGCUAUUAUUCACCAAUCACCGUUUAACAUUGAAGCGAGAAAACAGAUUCCAGAUGUAGUAAACUUGUUAGAUAGCAGCACGAAAUAUAAUACUAUCACAAAUCCGCUUUUCUCGAGAAGCGUAAUUCGAACUACGUACAGAUGGUUUGCCUAUUUGCCGUUAUGGUCUAGUUUGAUGUUAGACUUCGAAGAGAGGCACGUAUACUAUUAUUUCACCCUCCAACUUGAAAUGUCUGAAUAA